Alnus glutinosa is the source of this 1835-nucleotide messenger RNA. RefSeq lists its product as uncharacterized. Lineage: Eukaryota; Viridiplantae; Streptophyta; Magnoliopsida; Fagales; Betulaceae. The transcript is spliced from 9 exons. Gene Ontology annotation, molecular function: N6-methyladenosine-containing RNA reader activity; mRNA binding. Bases 174 to 1367 code for a protein of 397 amino acids. The record is from RefSeq and is a predicted model, not a curated record. Gene Ontology annotation, biological process: mRNA splicing, via spliceosome; regulation of mRNA splicing, via spliceosome. Gene Ontology annotation, cellular component: nucleoplasm.
AAUAAAUAGAAAUAGAAAGAAAAAAAAACAAAAAACGAAAAACAGAAAGAGCGAGAGGGAAGAACAUAACUAGGGCUCAGAAGUUACAGUUACUUAUCUCACUCUCUCACCCACCCAAUCUCUUUGUCUCUCUGUAAGGAGUGUUAGACUUCUAUAGCUUCCAGGCUGGGGACAUGUCUUCUGAUACUGCAAAGGAAAAUGCAUCUGUAGUUGAUUCAUCAGUGACUGAAUGGAAACAGGAAAUGGGAAAUUCGGAUGACCCAGAGAGCUCAAGUUACAAAGUUAACGAGGAGGGGUAUCCAUCUAGGGCUGAGAAAGCAGGGAACAAUCAUGAGCCACUGGGUAAUUCAACUACUACUAAAAAGGGUAAACUUUAUAAUACUAGAUAUUUUGUCAUUAAGAGUUUGAACCAUCAAAAUAUCCAACUAUCGAUUGAGAAAGGAAUUUGGGCUACUCAAGUCAUGAAUGAACCUAUUCUGGAAGAAGCCUUUCAUAACUCUGAUAAAGUAAUUCUUAUAUUUAGUGUAAACAUGAGUGGUUUCUUCCAAGGGUAUGCGCAAAUGAUGUCUCCUGUUGGGUGGAGGCGAGACAACGUCUGGAGCCAAGGAAUUGGCAAAAGCAAUCCCUGGGGGCGCAGUUUUAAGGUCAAAUGGCUGCAGUUAAAUGACUUGCCUUUUCAAAAGACUCUUCAUCUUAAGAAUCCAUUGAAUGACUACAAACCUGUCAAAAUUAGCAGAGAUUGCCAGGAGUUAUCUCCAGAUAUUGGAGAAGCUCUUUGUGAGCUCCUUGAUGGGAAGAAUGAUGUGGAUGACUCAAUGAGUAGUUUUUACAGGAAUUAUCUUCCUUCAAAAAGGCUUUGUGUAGAGUCUCCAUGUUCUUUAGGGGAUGAAGAGUAUAAUGUGCCACAAACAUAUAUGUCAUGGUCCAGAUCACCCAUGCUUUAUCCUUCGUUGCUGUACCCACAUCAGGCUGAUGCAAAUAGAUUUCAUUUAGCAAGCCAGAGUUCUACAGGGUCUAUUUUUCCAAAAAAUCUUCCUGUCACUACUGGGGCAUCAAAAUUUGAGAGGACAAAACAUUCUCACAUCAAAGGAGACCUUUCCAAUUUACAAGUGGACAUGGAUAUGUCUUCUCAUUUGGAUGUCUGGGGCUUGUCGGCAGAAAGUCCUUUUGCUAGUACCCUGACUGAGGAUGAUUUUCUUGAAAUGUCUUAUGAAGAGUAUCUGGAUGCCCAUAGCAGAAGCGGCAAAAAGUUACCCCUCCCUGUGGCUGGACCAUCUGGGAAAAUGCGGGAGUCUUCAAGAAGCAAAAAGCAUGACGAAAAUUUGUUAAAACUCAAGUUUUACAGCCGACCGGUGUUUCUCACAUAAAAAGACUCAUCAUUCAUCCCAGAAAUAAUCUUCAACUUAGGAAGCUUCUCUUGGGUUCUUUCUCCGGGAUGGUGUUGGUGUUUUCUGUACUUUCGCGAUUUCCUGCAAGCCAAUGACUCGAGAGAAGUCAUUUAUCCUCGUCCCGCUCGGUUGAGACUCCUUAUUUUGCCUUGUUGUAUACAAUUGUACCAUAACAUAACAUCUCAUUACAGGAAUUUUACUGGGGGCUGGUUGCCAACAUGUACAUAAAUUGAGGCAUCACUGGCCCAACUUUCUUUAAAUGUUUCUUAGGUUUUUUCCACCUUUCUCGAUAGAGGCUAGGAAGGUGCCUAUGUUAGGUGGUACAUAGCUAGAUUUUAAUGCAGGAUUCCCUGUAAUUUGGUUGGGCAUGUAACAUCAUCUGAUAGUAAGUGGUGAAGUCGAACUUCCUGUGUUGCCUGGAAUAAGAAUGGAAGAUAUUGGAAUUAA